AUUAAAAUAAAGCACAAGUGUUAGUUCUUUGGAAUUGUGGGAAAAUUAUAGUGAAUCGGUGCGAAUAAACUAAUAAAUUAAAAGUAGUGAAAUAAAGCGCCAACGAGAAAUAAUCAUAUUACAAAUAUUGCGUGCUAUUUGCCCUUGCCCGAACAGUGGAACGUUCACUGCCUUCAUCAACAGUGUGUGCUGAAACAGAACCUUGCCCAAAGGGGAAGACAUCGUCACCGUGCUGCACCAUCAAAGCGCGUCCUGCCAAAGUGUAAGUGGAUCGAGUCGACCGGGGUACCUUGAACCGUGGUGGCCGACUCUGGAAACGUUGGUAAGCACCCCAACAUCUGGUCCUUCUCAACCGGGAACAAAAUCAAGAGCAAGAAAUAGGGUAUCCAUUGGUCAAAAUGAGCUUCAACGAUGCGUUCAAGUGUCCUUUAUGCCACACACGGCAUUCGUUCCGGCACUGCCGCCCCUUCUUGUCGGCGAUACCUUCCGAUAAGGAAGCCAUCGUACGCAAGUACAAUGGUUGCGUAAAUUGUCUCGGUCUGGGACACCGAGCGAUAACUUGCCCGUGGAAUGAAGGUUGUCGGGUGUGCAAUUUCGCCCACCACUCUUUAUUACACCCGCUAGAUAACCGUCGAGAAGUUUGGUUGUCCAUGACGGCAGAGGUCUUUAUCCACUUCCCAGGCCUAGAUGAAACCCCACAGAAGGUGCGUGUGCUUAUCGACCCGCUGCGUGAGGAGAGUACCCUUCAAAUGGGAUUACCCAGCCAAGGUCCAUUGUAUCCCAGUCCGGUACGGGUCGUUCUCACGUCAACGAACAACAAUGUUCGGACAUACACCACCAAUUUGAAGGUGCUGGGCGAGUCAGACCUUCUAGAGCCUCGGCACCCGGUUGACUUGAAGUGCGUGAGAAAGGCGUAUUUGAAGAAGGCGGUAGCGGAUCCUACUUUCGAGAAGCCCGGCAAAUACAAUGUGGUACUCGGUAAGCCGGCAUCUGAAGGCAUUUUCCUGGGCCUACCCGUUUUGAGCGCGGCAUGCCAUAUGCCCAAAACACCGUCUUUGGAUGGACAUUUUUCGGCGACGUGGAGCGAAAGAUUUAAAUAA
Molecule: messenger RNA, 1100 nt
Organism: Musca domestica (house fly)
Lineage: Eukaryota; Metazoa; Arthropoda; Insecta; Diptera; Muscidae
Exons: 2
Coding region: 399-1100 (233 amino acids)
Source: RefSeq, a predicted model, not a curated record